AUGACGGCCGCCAUCCCGUCUAUCGCCUGCCUCGGCAUCAUCGGGCGCAAUAACAACCCGCUGCACAUGUCCGUCUUUCCAUCACACGACUCAUCGAACGAUGCCGCGCCGACGCCGAUCCGCUCGGCCCUCCAAUUCUCCCUCCUUCUCUCCUCCACAAUCGACAUAUUUGAACUACGGGCGAAGAAUAAUGCGGCCUCGGGCGUCGGCCUCUCUGGCGACUUAGGCCUCCUCCACGCCGUCGACGAUCGCGUCGCCGCAUACGGCUUCGAAACCAACACAGGCGUUCGCAUGGUUUGCGUCGUCGAUAUGCGCGGCCGUUCCGUCGCCAUCCAGCCGGGCACGGCCGCUGCCGCCGCCGCGAGGACAGCCGCCGCCGGCCUGCGUGACGCCGAGCUCAAACCCGUCUUCCGGGCCAUGCAGAGCGCAUACGUGCGCCUUUUGCAGAAUCCCUUCUUCGAUCCUGACGAGCACGCACCCCUCGGAGGCCGCGGAGGUCGCAAGAUUACGAGCAAGAAGUUCAGCGAAGACAUGAAGCGGAUAGGCGAGGCUUGGGCACCCGGUGUGACGACCCUGUGA
Drechmeria coniospora is the source of this 579-nucleotide messenger RNA. RefSeq lists its product as uncharacterized. Bases 1 to 579 code for a protein of 192 amino acids. Gene Ontology annotation, cellular component: cytoplasm; TRAPP complex; nucleus. Lineage: Eukaryota; Fungi; Ascomycota; Sordariomycetes; Hypocreales; Ophiocordycipitaceae. The transcript has 2 exons. The record is from RefSeq and is a predicted model, not a curated record. Gene Ontology annotation, biological process: endoplasmic reticulum to Golgi vesicle-mediated transport.